Messenger RNA from Peromyscus leucopus (white-footed mouse), 423 nucleotides. RefSeq names its product 60S ribosomal protein L36-like. Gene Ontology annotation, cellular component: cytosolic large ribosomal subunit; ribosome. Gene Ontology annotation, molecular function: structural constituent of ribosome. The record is from RefSeq and is a predicted model, not a curated record. Gene Ontology annotation, biological process: cytoplasmic translation. Bases 1 to 423 code for a protein of 140 amino acids. Lineage: Eukaryota; Metazoa; Chordata; Mammalia; Rodentia; Cricetidae. The transcript has 2 exons.
AUGGCCCUGCUCUACCCCAUGGCCGUGGGCCUCAACAAGGGCUACAAUGUGACGAAGAAUGUCAGCAGCAAGCCGAGACACAGCUGGUGCCGUGGACACCUCACCAAGCACACCAAGUUCGUGAGGGACAUGAUCCAGGAGGUGUGCGGCUUCGCGCCCUACGAGCGGCGCGCCAUGGAGCUUCUCAAGCUGUCCAAGGACAAGCACGCGCUCAAGUUCAUCAAGAAGAGGGUGGGCAUGCAUAUCCGCUCCAAGAGGAAGCAGGAGGAGCUGAGCAAGGUGCUGGCCGCCAUGAGGAAGGCCGGGCCAAGAAAGACUGAUUCCUCCACCCCCAAUAAACGUUGCUACCACGAGUUCAACCCGCAUCUGAAUCCAGAAUUCCCUUACCCCCUCAUCCUUUACUCCUUAAAAACUCUGCCAUAA